Molecule: messenger RNA, 1336 nt
Organism: Eutrema salsugineum
Lineage: Eukaryota; Viridiplantae; Streptophyta; Magnoliopsida; Brassicales; Brassicaceae
Product: mediator of RNA polymerase II transcription subunit 19a
Exons: 7
Coding region: 323-988 (221 amino acids)
Biological process (GO): positive regulation of transcription by RNA polymerase II
Cellular component (GO): mediator complex
Molecular function (GO): transcription factor binding; transcription coregulator activity
Source: RefSeq, a predicted model, not a curated record
AUUUUUUUGGUACCCGAUUGGUUAAGAAACAGAAAAUCUGAAACCCUAAGUAGACUCCGUUUUCGCUCUCUCCCUCUCGUCUCGAACCUUCCUCGAUCUCUGUCCCCUUCUCCAUCACUCUGCUUAAUCAAAUUUGCGCGGGAAAUUGGAUACCCUAAGAACAACCUCUUUCUCUCGUUUCCGCUGCUUUGGAUUUGUUUGGGCGCCAGAGGGCUGAAAUUGAAUACAGGCCGCAGCUAGAUUUCUCAACGAGAUCUGGUUUCUCAAACGUGAAUGGUAUUGCAGUGAUCAUGCAAAAGAAAUUUAGAUUGAGAUAAAGAAGAUGGAACCUGAACGUACCAAAUUCGGAGGUCCCAGAGAGUUGUGUGGUGCUGUGGAUCUUAUAUCUCAAUACAAACUACUUCAACACCAUGAAUUCUUUUGCAAAAAAUCACUUCCCGCAUCACUAUCAGAUGCCCAUUAUCUUCAUAAUGUGGUUGGGGACACCGAGAUCAGAAAAGGGGAAGGAAUGCAAUUAGAUCAGCUUAUUCAGAACACGUUACAGAGCCGGGAGACUAACACCCGCAUCCAACCUUUUGAUAUAGAUGAGCUUAAGGAGGCUUUCCAACUAAAUGAUACGACUCCUGUUGAAUUGCCUCUAGCAGAGAAGGGAGCUCCUACGAUUGCAUCAAAGUCAAAAAGUGAGUCAAAAGAUAAAGACAGGAAACAUAAAAAACACAAGGACAGGGAUAAGGAAAAAGAUAGAGAGCAUAAGAAGCACAAGCACAAGCAUAAAGAUAGAAGCAAAGAUAAAGAUAAAGACAAGGACCGGGACAGAAAGAAGGACAAAAAUGGCCACCACGAUUCGGGCGAUCACUCUAAGAGACAUCAUGAUAAGAAAAGAAAACACGAUGGAGAUGAAGAUCUUAAUGACGUCCAGAGGCACAAGAAAAACAAGCAUAAGAGCUCAAAGCUUGAUGAGAUGGGUGCAAUAAGGGUUGCUGGCUAAAGUGUAGAAAUUCCCAAUUUUGUAUUCUGCACUCGAGUAGGUGUCAUGGAGUGGUUUAGAAGCACUUUUCAACACAGUGUAGACAACUUAUUAGGUUAAAAGCCGAAAAUGGUGAAUUCAUCCUUUGAGAAGAAAGGGAAAUUUGUGAAGAAGCAGAAUUCGUAUCAUAAUUGAUUUGGUGGCAGCUUUGUAACAUUUUGGUCUUCGGGUGUUUUAUUUCAUCUCUUCCAGUCUUCUGUCUAUAACAACAACACUACUCAGUGUUUUAUUCAUGUAAAAUAAUUUGUUAUCUAAUUAAUGUAGUUGAAAAAGGAAUUGUUUAAUCCACUUAUUACAUUACUUUGUGUA